Notothenia coriiceps (black rockcod) is the source of this 1031-nucleotide messenger RNA. RefSeq names its product clusterin associated protein 1 (gene ift38). Gene Ontology annotation, biological process: cilium assembly. Lineage: Eukaryota; Metazoa; Chordata; Actinopteri; Perciformes; Nototheniidae. Gene Ontology annotation, cellular component: intraciliary transport particle B; microtubule organizing center; cilium. The transcript is spliced from 8 exons. The coding region runs from base 101 to 871 and encodes 256 amino acids. The record is from RefSeq and is a predicted model, not a curated record.
GAUUUCAGAUCUUAAAGCGGCUCGGCAGUUGGCAUCCGAAGUCACAUCUAAAGGAGCAUCUCUUUAUGAUUUACUGGGAAAAGAAGUGGACUUAAGGGAAAUGAGAACUGCGGCUAUCGCCAGACCUCUGGAAAUCAAUGAGACUGAAAAGGCCCUGAGAGCUGCCAUCAAGGAAGUUUUGGAAAGUGUGGAGAAGACCAAAGACAUGCUGAGUAAUGUUGUUUCUGAUGAAACCAGUCUGGACGCUAAGAUAGAAAAAAAGAACCAGGAGCUGGAGAGGAAUCGGAAAAGGCUCCAGACACUGCAGAGUGUCAGGCCAGCCUUCAUGGAUGAAUAUGAAAAGAUUGAGGAAGAUCUGCAGAAGCAAUAUGAAACCUUUGUGGAGAAGUUCAGGAACCUUUGCUUCCUGGAGUCUCAGCUGGAUGAAUACCAUAGGCUGGAGCAGGAGAGGUUCGAGGAGGCCGAAAACACAAUGAGGAUGAUGCAGAACGUGUUGAGGGAGGAGGAGGAGAGGGACCUGACGAAGAGCUCCUUAAAAGAUGAGGAUUCUGACAUGGACGUGCCAGAAGACGAAGGCUCGGACAGCGACAUGGAAGAAUGUCGACCUUCUAAGCCACGGCCGACACGAAACGGCAUCACGACAGGAAGAGCAGCGCGAUUCGUCGGUAACAUGCAGGGGGGUGAUAGUGAUGAGACUGAAGACAGCGAGAUUGAUGUGGAUGAGGAUGAUGAGGAAGAUGAUGAAGGCGAGGAAGAGGAGAGCAAGGAUUUGGAGGACGACAGUCUCGAGGGCCCAGUGUCCAGGGGUGUGCGCCCCUCAAAGGGGGUGAUAAGACCACCUCUGCUGGAGGAGAGCGAUAAUGAUUUCUGAAUAAUUAAAGAAGAGAUCCAGCUGUUUCUGCUUCUCCGCUCAGAUAAACCAUUUAUUCGAGAGAGAUGUGCAUUAUUUAUUAUGUUCAAUCAUGUUGUUUUUGCAACUAUAGUUCAUAUUUUUGUAAUAUUUGUCUAAACUGUAUUCCUUAAUAAAAAUA